This is a messenger RNA of Caenorhabditis sp. 36 PRJEB53466, 2983 nucleotides long. The record is from the annotation of a GenBank genome assembly. NCBI's taxonomy places the organism in Eukaryota, Metazoa, Nematoda, Chromadorea, Rhabditida, Rhabditidae.
AUGGAACAGCACCAAUAUGAGGUGAACAUUUGCUAAUCAAUAAUCACCAAUAAAAAGAAUUUUGAAAGCAAAUACAUUAUUUCAGGCCGAUCCAAGUGUCCAGCAACGUUCAGCGCAUCCUAACCAUGAAAAUAUUAAAGUGAGUUGAUUGAUCAAGCAACUUCGAAAAAUAUGUGUCGUUUUCCAAGAAACUAUAAAUAAAAUAAUAAGUUCAAUUAAAAAUGUGGGUUAUUUCACUAUUCUGAAUAGAAGUAACUAUGUUUACUUUAGGAAUGUGUGUCGAGCGAUCAGCUGCCAAGAACAGAUCCAACGACAGGAAAAAGGCCGAGCGUAUGUUAAUCUCAAGAAAAUAAAAAUAAGCCUUUGUUAUUGCAGUCGCUACAUGAUAAUUUUCCCAAAGCUGAAAUCAAAGAAGAAAUCAAAAGGGAAGAAGACAGGUUUUUCGGAAUGAGUGAGCAACUCAAAGUGGAAAUAGAUUCGGACAACGACGUACAACAAUUUUUUCACUUUCCAGUGUACAAUCUUUUUUUUUCAGUCGGAUUACGAAGACAGUGAGAAAACUCCGAAGGACACGGACAAAUGUCAUGGAUGUGGUCGAUUUACGCACGAAGACGACUUAGCCGCACUUGAAGAAGCAAAAAGAAAAGCGGAGCAAAAACCGCUGAUGAGCAAGAAGAAGUCGCACCGACACAAGCACAAUGACUUCCAGUGGAUAGGAUGCGAAAUAUGCAGCGCCUGGUAUCAUAUGCUGUGCUCUGGACUGGAGCAGUACGAGUACUACUUGUACGAAAAAUUCCACUGUGCGAAUUGUGUGGCCUCAGCUGGCCCAAGCAUCGGUAUGCGUUUUUUUUUCAUUGCGAAAAUUAUUCAAUUCAGUUUAUAGAAUAUCAAAAGCUCGCACCGAAUCGACAUCGUUGGUAUGAUGCCGCAGAGAAGAAUCGUCCGACGGAAGUGGGUUCGGAAGAAUGGAUCCGCGGAAUGCAGGACUGGGCCGAAAAGAUUCCGCCUCCGUGAGUUCAGUUCCGUUCUUUCUGAAAUAGAAAAAUAAUUUCAGAGACGACAGCGAAGUUUGCAUUGUGAAAGACGGCUACGAAUUCCAAAAAAAAUUCAGUGAAUUUGGAGGCCCUGACAAGUGGGACAAAGUGUUCCUUGUUCGGGAAAAAGAGGGACUCGGGAUGGUGAUGCCAGAGAAAGACUUUGAUCUGGAGGAUGUUGUCGACGUGAUGGGGCCUGAUUACGAAGUGGACACGAUUGACGUGUACAAUCAGAAUACGUACUCGAUGAAGCUGUCCACGUUCCUCAAAAAGUUCCGCGACAAUUCACCCAGAAAGCAUCUCUAUAACUUCUUGUCUCUGGAAUUUUCCGACAAUAUAGUGUGCGUUUUCUUUUGUGCUUUGAAAUUGUGAAGGUUCCCUUGCAGUAUGAAAGAAAAGGCGAAACCGCCUCGAUUUGUGCAAGACAUCUCGAUGGUCAACCGUCUCUGGCCAGACGAAUGCGGAGAAGAAUACAUUCGACUGCUUCAGAAGGAAGAAUUCCUUCCGGAAGAACAACGUCCAAAAGUUGAACAGUUCUGUCUGUCAGGAAUGGCCCACUCGUACACUGAUUUUCACAUUGACUUCGGAGGAAGCAGUGUCUACUAUCACAUCUUCAAAGUGAGCCUCCAUUCUUGUUCAUUUGUCAACAAUCGAACUUCCUGUUGCAGGGUCAGAAGAUCUUUUAUAUUAUAAAACCGACGGAAGAGAAUUUGGCGGCGUACGAGAGACACGAAUGCUCGCCGACUUCGACUGAAUGGUUCGGUGACCUGGUUCCGGGUGUCGUGAAGCGAGUGGUUAUCGAUGAAGGAGAGACCCUUUUGAUCCCGGCUGGAUGGAUUCACGCCGUUUACACUCCGGUCGACUCUCUCGUCUUCGGCGGAAACUUCCUUCAUCUGGGAAACUUGGACACGCAAAUGCGAGUGUACCAUCUGGAAAAUUCAGUCCGCAAAAAGAUCAACAGCGAGGCGAAGUUCUAUUUUCCAAACUUUGAGUAUCUGCAUUGGAUGUACAUGAGGAACGUUUUUCUGGAGAAGAUGAGAGGUAAUUUUUCGCUUAAAAACUGACAACUCCACUAUUCCACUUUUCAGAAGCCAAUGACGAAGGAAAUGACAUGCGUGAAAUGGAGCACGGCACGUGGAAAGCAGCUAUAAUGCUUGCAGACGAAAUGCGUGAGUGGGUGAUAAGAGAACAAGAGGAAGAAUUCGGAAAGGAAAAGUACGGAUUCGACAUUGACAUUGAGAACAAGAAGAAAAUGAUACACUCGUUCGAUAAGCAGUUUAACAUCCAAAGGAAGAUACAGGAGAGCAAGAAAGGACCGAUGAAGGUGAAAAUAAAGAGAAAGAGCCGAGAUUCGGCGGAGAGGGACGACGAGUACAAUCCGACUCCGACGAAGAAGAAGUGCUCGAAGAAGCAGAGAAGAGAGGACGAAGAAUUUCCAAAGUUUACAUUCGAUAUUCCGAAAAGGGAUGACGAUUUGGAUGAAUUCUGUCCGACUGGAAUCGUUCAAAGUGCGCCGAUGAAAGUGAAAAUCAUCACACAACCAACUGAAGAUCAGAAGAACGUCGUCGGUAUAUUCAACAGUGCGUGCACUUCUUCGGGCAGAAAAAUAAAGCUGAAACAGGAUGUUGCUGAUCUUUGUGGACGACAUUUAGAGGCAAGAAAGGAAGAAAUACCCGAGAGGAAAACGAGGUCCUUCGAAGAGUUAAACGACCAGUUGGAGAAGUGCGAAGCAGUGCAUUCUGGAGAGAAGAUAAAAAAGAAGAAGCCGAAGGGACCGAAGAAGCCCAAAGAGCCGAAAGAACCAAAAGAAAUGUUAUCAGGUACUUUUAAUGAGAAGGAAAUCAUGCAAUGAUGAUUUUCCAGGCGAAAAGAACGAUGGUGUAGAAGGCGCGACGCCGAAAACGACUGCAAAACAACGAAUAGCAAGGUCGCUGAAGCUCAAAUUUUAA